GGGGUGGGCCUGUUACAGGGGAAGGGGGGGGGCUAGUGCCCCCCCCCCCCACCCCACCCCUCAGCCUUGGGUCGGGUCUCACUUUGGAACUAACAGGACUUCUCCCCCGUCUCUGUGCAGGGCAGUGCAAGGGCACAGCUUUCCCCGCAGCGCCAAGCUGCCUUCUGCCUCCCUGGCAUCAGUCGCCCCCCUCAUCAGGAUGCUGACACUGUAAUACAGCCCUGAGGCUUCCCUUCCCCUCCCCUCUGCUGGCGGCAUCUGAGACAGCGCAUCCAGCUUUGGCCGUGCCUUGUGAACCAGGGCCCCGCUUCCCGGCCUGCCCCCGAUCCUUUCUCAGGGACACCCCGCACUGGCGAAGAUGGAAGAGAAGGAGCGGUGUGGCAAACUCCAGCUGCUCUGACACCAAGGAGAUUCAAAGCUUUUGAUACUUUUUUUGAGGGGGGAGGGGAGCACCCCCAGCGGGCAUUUUAUGGGGAGCAGGGGAAGAAAGGGGGAAAACAUUCCAGAUCUUCACUUGAUUUUUGCACCCGGCUGUUGGAGACGAUUGCUGAAUAAACCGAAGCCGAGAGUUGCAGGGGGAGUUGCCAGCUGGAAACUGGAAUAGUGUGCAAAAGAGGAGGACGGUGGGCUGCUGUUUUGGUUGCAGGGGUAGAAACUUCAAGUCUCUUUAUUCCUUACCACCUUCCUCCUCAACUGCCCUAUGAGAAAAUGAGUUGUGUGCCAUGGAAAGGUGACAAAACCAAAUCAGAAUCACCAGAGCCACCCCCGCUGGCCCCACUGCGUAUAUACCAUGAGAAGCAGCGCAGAGAGCUGUGUGCUCUCCAUGCCCUCAAUAAUGUCUUCCAGGACAACAAUGCCUUCACACGGGAAACACUGCAGGAGAUUUUCCAGAGAUUGUCUCCCAACACUAUGGUGACACCACACAAGAAGAGCAUGCUGGGAAAUGGGAACUAUGAUGUGAAUGUCAUCAUGGCUGCGCUUCAGACCAAAGGCUAUGAAGCAGUUUGGUGGGACAAGCGCAGGGACGUUAAUGUCAUUGCUCUCUCUAAUGUGAUGGGCUUUAUCAUGAAUCUGCCCUCCAGCCUCUGCUGGGGUCCCUUGAAACUCCCCCUAAAACGACAGCAUUGGAUCUGUGUCCGGGAGGUAGGAGGCACCUACUACAAUCUCGACUCCAAACUCAAGGUGCCUGAGUGGAUUGGAGGUGAAAGUGAGCUCAGGAAAUUUUUGAAACACCAGCUGAGAGGAAAGAACUGUGAACUUCUCCUGGUGGUACCAGAAGAGGUGGAAGCACAUCAGAGCUGGAGAGUUGACAUGUGACUUUGAUGUGCCCUCUCCCAUUACAGCUCCAGUCCCUUCCCUCACUGCCCUGAGGUCCUGUAACCUGGAUAAUGAGUGCCCCAGUUCUUCUCUGGAACUUCCUUUUGUUGGGCUUUUUUCUUUCUCUUUUGGUGCAAUAGGGCAGUGACAUAAGGGGUGGGGGCAGAGUGGAGGGGGUUGGAAGCUAGUCACUUCUUAAUGGAGAAGUGAGGAAAGCAAGUUCUGUGCUUUCCAGCUAAUUGGUAUGCAUAGUGCUUCAUAAAACAGGCUUUGGGGUUAAGGUGUUGUGGACCCCCCCACUGUUCUAUUUUACCCUCCAGCUCACCUUAAAGACUGCAUGUGCUUGGACACUACUCCCUUCAGAACUUACCAAAGCUGCUCUGGCUGGAAGGUGGCUUCAGGGGGAGAAGAGGCCAAGCACUCUGCCUCCACUCUACAACAGUAUCUCCCUCCAUAACAGUUUUGUAGACAUUUGGAAUUACAUAUAAGGGUCUCUCAGGAAACUCUCCAACACUAGCAGUGAUACAGUGCUCUGGAGAAUCCCCUGCUGCUUAGCAGUACUUGUGCCAACUCAGCUACAGAAGGUGAGGGCCAUCUUUAUGGAAACUUGUUGGUUAGGUAGGGGAUUUUUCUCUAAUGUCACUUAGGAGGUGCAUCUCAAACCAGUCCAGAGAGGUAAUACUCCCCCUCUAUGCGACUUUGGUCAUGCCACAGCUGGAAUACUGCGUCCAGUACUGGGCGCCACACUUCCAAAGGGAUGUGGCCAGCCUGGAGAGGGUUCAGAGGAGGGCCACCCACUGGG
Messenger RNA from Alligator sinensis (Chinese alligator), 2119 nucleotides. It is a transcript of the gene JOSD1, whose product is annotated as Josephin domain containing 1. The coding region runs from base 709 to 1317 and encodes 202 amino acids. NCBI's taxonomy places the organism in Eukaryota, Metazoa, Chordata, Crocodylia, Alligatoridae. Gene Ontology annotation, molecular function: cysteine-type deubiquitinase activity. The record is from RefSeq and is a predicted model, not a curated record. Gene Ontology annotation, biological process: protein deubiquitination. The transcript is spliced from 4 exons.